AUGAGGGAAAUUGUAUUUUUGAUCCUCGCCGCUGCCCUACUUGGCACUGCUGGUGAACACGUAUUUUCUGAUAGUGAGGCUCCCCAAGAAAGAGAAGAUUGGUUAUACAACAAUUCGAUGGAAACUUAUACUGUGGUGUUGACAGAAACAAACGCGGAAGAUUCAGCUCGGGGUCCGUCGUUGAACGCCCAGGAUGAAUCUGUCGAUAGCUGGUAUGAUAAUAUUACAUCUCCUGCUUCAUUAUUCUGGUACUGGCAACCGGUUUUCUGGUCAUGGUGGGUGAUACUGCAGAUGAUUUCAGCACUUCUUGGCAUCGUUGGCAACUCUCUUGUCAUCACAAUCCUUUUCCAAAGACGUAAGAAGAGUAGGUCGACGGACACACUGGUCGGAGCUCUGGCAGUUGCAGAUCUUUUCACCUCGAUCUUCAUGGUGCCACUGCCUUUUCCUAUUCGAGUUCCAUCAACAGCUCUUGGUGAGUUUUACUGCAAGGUAGUUUAUACCUCAUUAUUUAUGUGGGUAUCGGUGAAUGCAUCCAUUGUGACCCUAACUUUCAUCCCAAUCGAACGUUACAUUGCUGUAGUCUACCCGUUCCGUUGCAAAGAACUUCUCUCACGCAAGAGAAUUUCAACUGCCAUCAUCUGCAUAUGGUUCACGGGAUUUAUGCUGAAUUCUUUCCUGUUCUACAUCUCGACGGUUGACCCAUCUACACAGCACUGCAGCGUGAUCUAUCCAAGAGGGAUGCAGCUCGCGAUGGGCGUGGUCCUGUAUCUAAUUGAGUUUCUUGUCCCUGCGAUACUGACCUGUGCCUUCCAAUUCUUGACAGCGCGUUCCCUUCAUCACCAGGCACGACUUCAUCUGGGUGAGUCUAAACAGCUCGACAAAUCCAACCCAUCAACUCGCCAUCUCAUGGCAAAGAAACGUGUCCUUCAGACGCUCUUCAUCGUGGUUCUACUAUUCCUGAUAUGCUGGGGGCCGUCUAAGACCCUUUACCUUGGCUUCAAUCUUGGAAUCAUUCCAGAUUCUUACCCUUAUAGCCCUUUCAAUCGUGCUCUCACUAUCCUAGGAUUCUGCAACUCUUGCGCCAACCCUAUCAUCUAUACUGUCCGCUACCCGGAAUUCCGCAAGGCCGUUCGAGAGCUAUUUACCCGAGCUCAGUACACCGAUGCCCCGCUGUUUGGUGAUAGAGAGAAGCAACUACCAAGUGACACUGCACAGACACAAAAUGCGUAG
This is a messenger RNA of Lytechinus pictus (painted urchin), 1230 nucleotides long. Its product is annotated as galanin receptor type 1-like. Gene Ontology annotation, cellular component: membrane. Gene Ontology annotation, biological process: G protein-coupled receptor signaling pathway. The coding region runs from base 1 to 1230 and encodes 409 amino acids. Gene Ontology annotation, molecular function: G protein-coupled receptor activity. The transcript has a single exon. The record is from RefSeq and is a predicted model, not a curated record. NCBI's taxonomy places the organism in Eukaryota, Metazoa, Echinodermata, Echinoidea, Temnopleuroida, Toxopneustidae.